AUGGCGGACGACGAUAGCAGUUCGACGUCCGACGAAAGUAUCGAUAUUAGUAGCAAUAAAUUUGAUCCCAUUAAAGCUAUUUAUUCGACGAAAUUACGUUUACCUUCUACGUCCGCGCCUCUUUACGAUAAUGUGUGCAUGUUCGAAAGUCGUAUGAAGAAUUUGAAUCGCGGAAAAAAAUCCCAAACAGGAAGUGAUGAUGUCGCCAAAGCAAAGGAAUAUGCCAAGCAACGAUUAAUCUCUAACCAAGGAUCGACGGAGGAUGAUUCGAAAAAAAAGAUAACAACUAAAGGACGUGGCAGAAAAUGUCGAGAAGUUGUUGAUGUUCUAACGAAAAUGCCAAAAAUUCUUGGACCAUUAGGACUGUUAUAUCAAUGUAUGGAAACGAGAAAACGUAUUAGGGUUUACACAAGAAACGAAUGUGGCAUAAGAGGACACGUGGAAGCUUACGUGGCUGCAUUCGACAAACAUUGGAAUCUUGCAUUGGAAGAUUGCUUCGAGGUUUGGACACGUAAAUGCAAGAGAAAAACACCUGCUGCACUUGCUGGUUGUGGUGAUAUAACAGAUAAUGAAAAUAUAACUAGAAUAGCUAGACAGAAAGCAACAGCAGCAAUAGCAGCAGGAGCAGCAGACAAACAACACAAACACAUAGAAAAUGUAUAA
This is a messenger RNA of Polistes dominula (European paper wasp), 663 nucleotides long. RefSeq names its product U6 snRNA-associated Sm-like protein LSm11 (gene Lsm11). The record is from RefSeq and is a predicted model, not a curated record. Lineage: Eukaryota; Metazoa; Arthropoda; Insecta; Hymenoptera; Vespidae. Gene Ontology annotation, cellular component: U7 snRNP. Gene Ontology annotation, molecular function: U7 snRNA binding. Gene Ontology annotation, biological process: mRNA 3'-end processing by stem-loop binding and cleavage.